ACGAAAUUGCAGAAAUUUUGGUUUAAGCCGGUUAAGAUAUUUCACGGUAACGGCAAUUUAAAGUCUCGUAGAUAUACACGCCUCGCGCCGUUACACAGGUUUCUCCGGUCGCCAUUUCCACGUUGUACCAAAGCUUUUCUUUCGCCGUCCGUUUUUGCCUUUUUUUUUUCCGACGAAACCUUGAUUUUGAAUUUCGUCUUAGGCGACAAACGACGACGGAGAUUAUGAAAGGGAUGAAGAGGUUUCUGAAUUCUCUUUCGCGACAUAGAGCUUGCGAGAUCUUUUCUGUAAGUUCUUCGCCUUCUUCUCUUCUGACACCACGUCGCUCAGUGUUUAUCUCGGCGGCGACGCACUUGCCGGAGAAUUUAUGGGAUACAAGAACGGCUACUGCUGCUCGUAGCUCUUCGAGAUCUUCUUCCUUUCCCCUGAAUUGGGUCUUCCGAGGAGUGCAAAGGAGGACAAUGUUUAUACAAACACAAUCAACACCAAACCCAUCUUCUCUGAUGUUUAAUCCUGGCAAGCCAGUCAUGGAAAUUGGAAGCUCAGAUUUCCCUAAUGCUCGUUCAGCUAUGGGUUCGCCUUUGGCCAAAGCCAUUUUCGCCAUUGAUGGUGUUGUUCGAGUUUUCUUUGGGUCAGAUUUUGUCACUGUAACAAAGUCAGAUGAUGUAACGUGGGAUGUCCUCAAGCCUGAGAUCUUUGCUGUGGUGAUGGACUUCUACUCUUCUGGUCAGCCUUUGUUCCUGGAUUCACAAGCUUCAGCUGCCAAGGAUACUGCCAUUAACGACGAUGACUCUGAGACUGUAGCAAUGAUCAAGGAACUCUUGGAGACUCGCAUCAGACCAUCAGUGCAAGAUGAUGGAGGGGACAUCGAGUAUUGUGGAUUUGAUACGGAAACUGGUAUCGUUAAGCUUCGAAUGCAAGGAGCUUGUAGUGGAUGUCCAAGUUCAUCUGUUACUUUGAAAUCAGGGAUUGAGAAUAUGCUGAUGCAUUACAUAUCCGAGGUCAAAGGCGUUGAGCAAGAAUUUGACGGUGAAGAGGAGGGAACAUCAUCAUCUGGUCCAUUGGAGUAGAGUAACAGAAGCGUAUCAGAAAAGACUUGAGAUUUGUUGCUGCUCUUCAAUAUACAGAAAGACUAAUAAAACUAGAGGCAUUGUGACACAAACAGGAGCAUACUUCUUCUUGGCUGCUUCUGUACCUCUCUUGGGUUCUUCAUCCGCCAUUGCCACCUUAGCUAAGGAGCAGACAGCCGCAGCUGCAGCCGUGAACACCAGAUCCCUCCUCAUCUUCAUGCUCUGUUCUUGCUUCUUGUUCUCUAAGCUGGUGGUGUUCUCGCUCUUGGAGGCUUUCACCACCGUGAGGCUUCGUCUGUUGCUGCUUUUGAUGGUUGUCGGAAGCUUUGAGACGGCCGGGAGAAAUGAAGAUGUCAUGGUCAUCGACGCCAUUGGUAAGUUAGUUCCCACGUGUGAUGUGAUCUCUUAGUCUCUCUCUGUUCUUUGUUUGUCUGAUGAGUUGGUGUUUAAAAACUUGGGGAUGUGGGGAAAAGAAAAAGAAAUGACUUUGAGGGAUUAUGAUCCAUUUCCUUAUCCAAAAUAUGAAUUUAGA
This is a messenger RNA of Thlaspi arvense, 1602 nucleotides long. NCBI's taxonomy places the organism in Eukaryota, Viridiplantae, Streptophyta, Magnoliopsida, Brassicales, Brassicaceae. The record is from the annotation of a GenBank genome assembly.